Molecule: messenger RNA, 2353 nt
Organism: Danio rerio (zebrafish)
Lineage: Eukaryota; Metazoa; Chordata; Actinopteri; Cypriniformes; Danionidae
Gene: tm9sf4
Product: transmembrane 9 superfamily protein member 4
Cellular component (GO): membrane; Golgi apparatus
Source: RefSeq, marked validated
AAUGACACGUGUAUUCAAGAUGGCGGCGGCGAUGGAGAUGUGGGCACUGUUAUUGGUGUCCACGCUGCCUUGCGUAGCACCCUUUUAUGUACCAGGGGUUGCGCCCAUGAAUUUCCACCAGAACAGCCCCGUUGAAAUAAAGGCUGUGAAAUUGACCAGUUCCAGAACCCAGCUGCCCUACGAGUACUAUUCACUUCCCUUCUGUAAGCCUGAAAAUAUUGUCUACAAGGCAGAAAACCUUGGUGAGGUGUUGCGAGGAGAUCGUAUCGUAAACACACUAUACACUGUUUUUAUGAAUCUGGACAAGAAGUGUGAGGUGUUGUGUAAAAAACCUGAAAGUCCCAUCAAACUCUCAGUGGAGGAGAGUAAACUGCUAGCAGAGCGCAUCCAGGAAGAGUACUAUAUCCACCUCAUUGCAGAUAAUCUCCCUGUGGCCACACGCCUGGAGCUGUACCCAAACAAAGAGGAGGCAAUAGAUGAAGAACAGAAGAAGGACACGUUGAAGGAUGUUCAGUUUGAGCAUGGCUACCGGCUCGGCUUUACUGAAAACAACAAGUUCUAUUUGCACAACCAUCUGUCAUUCAUCCUGUACUUCCACAAAGAAAAGUUGGAGGACGCAGAGGAACACAAUUACAGAGUUGUACGUUUCGAGGUUAUGCCGAAGAGCGUUAAGCUAGAAGAUAUAAAAGCAGACGACCGAGGCACAUGCACAUUACCUGAAACAGUUGCCCCUGUUCCUCAGGAGAUCGACCCGUCUAAAGAAAACAACAUUCUCUUCACAUACUCUGUGCACUGGCAGGAGAGCGAAGUGAAAUGGGCGUCUCGUUGGGACACGUACCUCACCAUGAGCGACGUGCAGAUCCAUUGGUUCUCCAUCAUCAACUCUGUAGUCGUGGUGUUUUUCCUGUCAGGCAUUCUGAGUAUGAUCAUCAUCAGGACCCUGAGGAAGGACAUUGCCAACUACAACAGAGAAGAUGACAUUGAGGACACAAUGGAGGAGUCUGGAUGGAAGAACGUUCAUGGCGAUGUGUUCCGCCCACCUCAGUAUCCCAUGAUACUUAGCUCCCUGUUGGGCUCUGGCAUCCAGAUGUUCUCCAUGGUUCUCAUUGUUAUCUUUGUGGCGAUGCUGGGAAUGUUGUCACCAUCCAGCCGAGGAGCUCUGAUGACGACAGCCUGCUUCCUCUUCAUGUUCAUGGGUUUGUUUGGAGGAUAUUUUGCCGGAAGACUCUACCGCACUCUUAAAGGCCACAGAUGGAAGAAAGGGGCUUUCUGCACAGCAACUCUUUACCCAGCUGUCGUCUUUGGCAUCUGUUUCGUUUUGAACUGUUUCAUCUGGGGAGAGCAUUCUUCUGGCGCAGUUCCUUUCACUACGAUGCUGGCUCUGUUGUGCAUGUGGUUUGGUAUCUCGUUGCCUCUCGUGUAUCUGGGCUAUUACUUUGGUUUUCGCAAGCAGCCAUAUGACAAUCCAGUCCGCACCAAUCAGAUCCCUCGACAGGUCCCUGAGCAGCGCUGGUACAUGAACAAGUUUGUCGGCAUCCUGAUGGCAGGAAUCCUGCCUUUUGGUGCCAUGUUCAUUGAGCUCUUCUUCAUAUUUAGUGCUAUCUGGGAGAACCAGUUUUAUUACCUGUUUGGAUUCCUCUUCCUCGUCUUUAUUAUUCUUGUGGUUUCCUGCUCUCAAAUCAGCAUUGUGAUGGUGUACUUCCAGCUAUGUGCAGAGGACUACCGGUGGUGGUGGAGGACGUUCCUUGUGUCUGGAGGAUCUGCCUUCUACGUCCUGAUCUAUGCCAUUUUCUAUUUCGUCAACAAGCUGGACAUUGUGGAGUUCAUCCCCUCUCUGCUGUAUUUUGGCUACACGGCCCUGAUGGUUUUGUCUUUCUGGCUGCUAACGGGAACGAUUGGCUUCUACGCUGCUUACGUCUUCAUACGGAAAAUUUACGCCGCAGUCAAAAUCGACUGAGAUCUGUCUUUCAGUUUUUGUUUCCUUUUUUUCUGUUUUGUGAAGCAAGCACUGAUGCGUGUGAAUUGCUGGCGUGAGGUGCAGCAGCGCCCCCCUUAUGGACUGGAGGAAUGAACAGAGAUGUGUUUUGUACACUUAUCAAAACCUUUCUCUCCUGCUCUCUCUGCCUCAGCAAAGAUGUAGAGAAACAUUAUGAACGGUUCCAUUUUUAUUGUUUGUAUAUCCUUUUUGCACACACAACAUGGGCCAAAGUGUGUCGAUUUGACUUUUUGUUUGUUUAGGUGGGGAGAUUGGAUUUUUGGGCUGGGUCUCAUGCUUUUGAAGACAUAGUUGCAUAUUAUAUCAUUUUACAAUCUAACUCUGUGUCCUUUUAAUAUAAUGUUUGAUUUCAACUUG